Molecule: messenger RNA, 800 nt
Organism: Poecilia reticulata (guppy)
Lineage: Eukaryota; Metazoa; Chordata; Actinopteri; Cyprinodontiformes; Poeciliidae
Source: RefSeq, a predicted model, not a curated record
GCUGAAAACUUAAGAAAUUAAAGRUGUAAAAAAGUUUUAACCCUGACAGCUCCUCUGAUUUUAAUGGUUAUUUUUUCAGGUUACUUUUGCGUUUGGAUGUUUUGUGUGAACUUCAUCUUCUCUUCUCCUUUAGAUCACGUCUCUGUUCCCAACAUCUCCAAGUCGACGGWUCCACCAACCAACAGCUCCUGCAAAGUAACCUGUUCAGUGGAGAACGGGCUUGAAGUGAACCUGACCUGGUUCAGAGGAAACAUCAGCAUCACCCACAUCAGCAACCAGAACGACUCCAUCCUCAGGCUGCCGCUGCACAUCGGGUCGGAGGAUUCCUCCACCUACAGAUGCMAGGCACAAAACCCCGUCAGCAUGGAGAGAAAAACUCUGAACUCUCAGCAGCUGACAUGUCAUAAUGCAGGCUCAGCUAAUCUUUCGGUCGUAUCGCUGAGUGUUGUUGUCCCUCUGGUCAUCAUUGGUGUUGGGAUAUGUCUUUACAUCCAUCGCAGAACACAGAAAAGAGGUUCUCAUGUUACAGAUCCUCAAAGAUCUCGGUUAAACCAACAGACAUCGCCUCAGAACUGCAGCUCCUCUCUGAGAAGUGAAGAAUUUCUGCUGAAAAGCUGCCAAGGAUCAAGUUAUGACACUGUAAACUGACGUAGUUCACCGAUCUGCUCUGAUGAACUGAUGGAGAACAUCGACUGCUGUGGAUCUCAGAGAGAAACAAGAUAAUUCAAUAUCAUUUUAUUGUAAACUUUGAAUGUAAAUCCYUUACAUAUUUCAACAUUUUAAUGUUUAUCCUGUAUAAU